Molecule: messenger RNA, 537 nt
Organism: Mercenaria mercenaria
Lineage: Eukaryota; Metazoa; Mollusca; Bivalvia; Venerida; Veneridae
Product: histidine-rich glycoprotein-like
Exons: 1
Source: RefSeq, a predicted model, not a curated record
CCCAAUAUAAAGCCGUUCGAUAUACCGGCAGUACACCGUACACCGUCAGCACACUGUCAACCCACAGUCAGUACACCAUCAGCACACCGUCAACACACAGUCAGUACACCGUCAGCACACCGUAAACACACAGUCAGCACACCGUCAGCACAUCGUCAGCACACCGUCAGUACACACCAUCAGUACACCGUCAGUACACCGUCAGCACACCAUCAGUACACACCAUCAGUACACCAUCAGCACACCGUCAGUACAUCGUCAGUACACCGUCAGCACACAGUCAGUACAUCGUCAGUACACCGUCAGCACACCGUCAGUACACACCAUCAGUACACCGUCAGUACACACCAUCAGCCCACCGUCAGCACACCGUACCGUCAGCACACCGUCAGUACACAGUCAGUACACCGUCAGCACACCGUCAGUACACACCAUCAGUACAUCGUCGGUACACCGUCAGCACACCGUCAGUACACACCAUCAGUACAUCGUCAGUACACCGUCAGCACACCGUCAGUACACCGUCAGUAUCUGUAG